Annulohypoxylon maeteangense is the source of this 2958-nucleotide messenger RNA. RefSeq lists its product as uncharacterized. Lineage: Eukaryota; Fungi; Ascomycota; Sordariomycetes; Xylariales; Hypoxylaceae. The record is from RefSeq and is a predicted model, not a curated record. The coding region runs from base 167 to 2719 and encodes 850 amino acids. Gene Ontology annotation, biological process: regulation of DNA-templated transcription. The transcript is spliced from 2 exons. Gene Ontology annotation, cellular component: Rpd3L-Expanded complex; nucleus; Rpd3L complex.
AUCACUUCAACACGCAAUCGCGUUAACUUUAUUACCGUACAUCUUUCAUCACUCCUCAUCGCUCACUUGCUAUCAUUAAUUUCCACUACUGUCCACUUUUUAACAAAUUUAAUGCUGCAAUUUUCCAUACAAGAACAAGCAACCUUCCUCGAUCUGCGUUGCAAUUAUGACAACCGCAGUAGAACCAAACGGUGAUAAAGGUGGGGAGCUUGAUGGUGAUAUCUCACCAAGGAACAAGGACUCUAGCACUUUGACACAGUCGAUCCCAUCAUUAGAUACCUCGAAUAAUGGCCUCGGAUCCCUCACUAUGCGCGCCGACCCAGAUGCACAAGCUACGGUAACUGAUUUUCUUGAUUUUACCGAAUACCUCUCGUCCGACAUGAUGCGAUCUCUUACCCUCAUCGGGAAUCUCGACCAAGCCUACCUCGAGGCCUCAGCGACCGUAAAUGGCCUCACUGCUACGUGGGGAAAAUUACCAACUCUACCCGUCGACCAGCGUCCUACCCCCGCAAAGUUGCGCCAAGAGAUAUCUGAAAAUCUGAACCGCGCCGUCAGCUCGCGCGUCUUUUCGCACGCUGAAGCUGUUCGCAUACACGAAAAUGUAGUCCGACAUUAUAACAGAGCUAAAACCAUCCAUGCGAAGCUUCAAGCGAUGCGCGAUAAUUUUCCUACCGGAGAGGAACAGAAGAGCCCUACCCAUGUUAAAUCCCCGCAGAUGGUUCGCACCCCCAAGAUCACUCUUCGACUAGAUAGCAACGGACAGAAAAUACAGAGACCACCUAGAAUUACUGUCCCAGGGGAAGUUCUCGCGCCCUACGAGAUCGAUUUCAACUCCUAUACCUCAUUGAGCGAUGAGAGCUCCGACGAUGACGAGGAAGAGGAAGAGAUGCCUGUAUCCCCUCCAAGGCAAGUUGCGACUCCGUCAGCUCGCAUCAAGGUGGUCAAACCUCCUAAGUCCCCCAAACCCCCUAAGCAGAAAAUUCCCAAACCACCGCGACCUCCUCGAGCGUCUACCAACAGAUCUGACAACACAAUUCCUAUGAUGUCUACGAGCACUGCAUUGGCCCAGCUUAAGCCGCCCCCCGAGAACGCAGUGCCCGGCAGCGCUGAUGCCCCAUGGCUUCAACUCACGCCUUACGAACUGGCAAAGCUACGAAAGCGCAUGAAGAAGAAUGCGGUAUGGAACCCUAGCGACACUAUGAUAGCUCGCGAGCUUAAGAACCUGGGACGUGGCGUCGAAGCCUACAGGGCUGCCCAGAAACAAGCGGAAGAAGAAGGCAAGCCCUUCGAGGCGGCCCUCCCCGCUCCGGUGGUCGAUGCCGAAUCCGGGGCUCAGCACCCUCCCGAAGGCGCUAUUAGCGCUGAAGCCCUAACUGCCGACGAGGUACAGUUAAGCAACCGCGGUAUGAAGUUGAAUGAGGCCAAAAAGCUGAAACGUGAAUCUAUGGCAAGGAUCGCAGCCGAGGAAGCAGAAGAGUCCGCUAGAAAAAUGAUGGAAGCUGCGCGCAUGUUUCUUAGCCACGAAGCCUCUCCGUCCGUCAACGGGGGCCAGGACAGGCCGCCCGAGGCAAGUCAGAGCCAAGGGAAAGCUACCAAGCAAAAAACUAGAAAACGAAAGCGUAACUCCAUGUCAGAGACUCCCGUUUCAGAGAAACCUGAGGUGUCCCAGAAUUUGCCUGCGAACCAACCGGCUAACCAGCCCGAGAAACCUCCAAUGAAACGAACGAAGACCGAGACUCCGGUUCCGUUGCCACAACUGACUCCUCGUCCACCGUCAGUGCCCCCUCCACCUCCGGCAUCCACGGCACCUGCGCCCACAGAAACUCCCGUCCCCGUUCCGCACCUAGGAAAGAUCUCCCAGGCUACUACGACAUCGAAGACACCGGUGCCUGUCCCACUUCCUGUCUCGUCUGACACAUCCAUGGUCACUACAAGGUCUGCUGCUUCGUCUUCAGCAACUAGCCCAGUACCAUCGUCCAGCAUCACCACGACCGUCCCUGUUAAACCGCCAGCAGAGACGCCUGUUCCGCUGCCCCUUAAAACUUCAAACACGCCGAUUCCCCCUCCGGCUCGGGAGAUACCUAAAAGGGAAACUAGGCAGAACUUGCAGCAAGUUCCUACCCCCGCUCCAGCUAACCCCAAGCAGCCAAGUUCUCGGGGCAACACCCCAACAACUACUUUCACAACCGAAGGGCAGCCAACGUCUACGCGUCGACCUACCUCACGUGGCAAAGCCGCGAGUCAAGAGCCUCUCCCAACCCUCGCAGCUGAACGUCCUCGGCGCGCAAGCACUGCUCGGAACACCCCAGCCCCCGAGCUGCGCCAACCUAGCAAGCGUGCAAAACGACCGGCACCUGGCGUGGUGACUACAAACUCGGGUGGCACCAGCGCUAUAGGAAAGCGUAAGGCUGCGCCUCGCAAGAAAGCCAUCGGCAAGAAGGAGAAAGGAGCGAACCAGGAAGUUGAGGGUGAAGUGGACGACGACGGCAAUGUCAUCGAUCCCGAGGAACCGAGAUAUUGCCUUUGCAAUGGGGUUAGCUUCGGCACUAUGAUACAGUGCGACAACGUUGAUAAUUGCAAGCAAGAAUGGUUCCAUCUCGCCUGUGUUGGUCUUUCUGAGAUACCUGCACGUACGACAAAGUGGUAUUGCCCCGAGUGCCGUAUAGCACUGAAUAUUGGAGGAAGAGGAGAGGUGAAUUCACGAGGAGUGAGGAUGUGAUUGCACCCCCCCUAACUCAAUCUCUAUAAUUUCCAACCUGCAGAAUGAGAGGACGUCUAGUCUUUCGCUAACGAUUGAUACUAUUCACCCAACCCUUACUCUGGUCACAGACCUCUAUUGAGGUUUUGAUUUAUCGAGCCUUACUAUCGCCUAGGUUUACGCUGACAUGGGCCUGUAAAAUGAAAUGCCUACCGAGUUUUUUUUCCCCUGGGAAAACGGUGAGAAUAUAGGGGGGUAUA